UGACUUUCAAAGGGUUGAUGAACAUCUGAAAAGAUGCUCAGUUACAGAACAAAAAGAUGCAAGGUAAUCUUCAUCUCUUUUUUUUUUUUUUUUUUUUUUGCAGAUGCCAGAAGAAACAGAUAAUAUUGCAGUAAAAGAAAAUGUAGACAAGCAUCUCCAAAAAGGUUUAGACACAGAAGAAAAUCAAAAUAUAGUUGAAACAUUGAGAAGCAAAGUAAGAGAAAAGCUAAAAAAUGCUAAGAUUAAUCAAAGUGAAAAAUCUUCAACUCAUCUCUUCCUUGAUAAUAAGAUAAAUCAGGGGUCUAAGACUGAAGUCUCUUUGGAUGCAGGCCUUGCGUUUUUCACUCUGAGUAGUGAAGAAGGCUCCGCUUUGGGCCAGUCAUCAGAGCAGAGAUCAGUAAGUAAAAGUUAUUCCAAACAUCUUUCACCUGGUGACAAUUUACAAGGUUUUGCUGAAAGCCAAGAUGAAGAUUGUAUGGAAGAAGUAAUUUUUCCAGAUUUACUUGAAAUAAAAGCUGCUGAGUAUGAAGAUGAUCAAGAACAAAUAAAAAAACAACAGGCAAAUAUUUUUGUGCCAAGUAAUUCUCCAGUGGUUAACCAGCGUAAACUGCCAAAAGAUAUGAUGCCACGCAUUUUAGAAGAUGAAGGAUUCUAUAUGCAGAGAAAGCCAGAAGUCUAUAAAAAGACCUGCAACAAGAUGGAAAACCGCCUGCUUCAACUAGAAGAGGGAAUGUGUUGGUUUGAAGAAAGUGCUGAAAUAAUUUCAUUACCUUCACCUAUUAGACAUUCUUGGAAAUUCAGACUAAACAUAAGCCAGGAACCUUUAAAUCCAGCACUAAAGACUGUAUACAGGAAGGCAAUGAAAUCUGACCUAGAAAGCUCUAUUAGGACCAAAAUGGAAGGUCAAAGGAAAAUGUAUCAAUUAGAUCUCAAUAUUGUGGGUUUGCAAUUUAGCCAUCAUUCUCUCUUCAAUCAAGAACAAGUAUUAUGUGCUAGGCUGCUCCAACUUUAUGAGUGUUUUCAGGACAGGCAGCAGCAGAAUUUAUCUCAGCUGCUUUUGGAGAAGCUUAAAGCACUGACACAUGCUACCAAAUUAGCAAAUGAUAAUCUGGAAAUAAGCCAGCUGACUGGACAAUCUUUACAAGAUUACUGUUGGCAGAUAAGUAAUACAAAACAGCUCUAUGAAUUAGAAAGGGAAAAGGACACCUCCCUACUACACAGCAUAUUACAGACUUGGAAACAGAUAAAAUCCCUUCGACAACAGCAAGGGUUUACAAGCACCCCGGUGAAGUUACAGUUUCAGAGGAUAAAAAUAAAUAAGUGUGGUGAACAAAACCAAGGAGAACUGUCAGAAAUAUCUGAGACUGAGAAGAAAACUGAAGAAAAAGCAUAUAAGAAAACUGAAGAAAAAGCAUAUAAUAAUGGGGAAAAACAGGAGAACCUCUUAUAUUUAGCUUCUGAACUUGAAGAAACAGAUAUUGAAAUAAUAAAGCCAAUUACUUUGGUGCCACAACUUUCUUUUGCUGCAGAAUUAACAAAUGUAUCCAAGUGUUCACAGCAUGAACAAAGGAGGAGAGCCAAAAUUCAGAAGCUUAAAUAUUUUAUUAAAAUAUUAUACAAUGAUAAACAGGUUUCUUGUACUUCAGUAUCUCCCCUACAGUUUGAUUUUAAAGUCAUGUUUCAGCAAAUUUUCAAUAUCCAGUUAAUAUAUUGGCCUGAAACAAUUUGCCUGGAGGUUUAUGAAAUAAAUAAAAGGACAAGCUUACUGGCAAAACUAUAUAUACCUUUACCUAACAACACAGAGCUGAAAAGCAAAACUGCCUUGGAAUAUGUAGAGUUUAGCUCUGAUGAGCUGGUCAUACCUGAGUAUGGAGAAGUAGGAAGCAAUGUGCCUUUUGUUCUUGAGGGAAGUGGAACUGAAGAACUUUGUCUUUUCACAUCAGGAAAACUAAGCUAUUCUCUAUCAUGGGCCUUAGAUGAAAAUGGUAUUCCUCUGACACCUAUGUCACAGUCAUUAAGAUCCGCUUACUGCAGUGUGUUAAAGAAUGUAGAUGCAAGAGGGGUUCCUGGAAUUCCAUGGCUCAUUAAUACACAGAAGCUUUUUGAAUGGGCAAAUGAAGUAAAAAUUGACCCAAAUAAUCCAGAAUAUUCUGAUUUAAUGGAAUUUAUCAUGUACAUGAAACAUAAAGGGAAGGACAUUCCAAAGUAUUUUCGUCUUGAACAGUUGCAAGAUGAAUUUAACUUUGUUUCUGAAGAGGAAAUGAAAAAGAGUAAACGUUUCCAGCUAUUGCAACUUAGAAAUUCAGGCCAAUUAGAUGUUUUCCCUCUGCAGCAAAUACCCCUAUAUGACAGAGAGAUUCCAGACUCAGUCUUCCAGGAAUGUGAAAGUCAGAUAGAGAAGGAUGUGUCCUUUUCAGAUGUGAAUUCUAUUACUGCACAAAGGAUUAAUUCUGCCAAUUUUCUGAAAAAGAUGAGAAAGUUGAUUAUGAAAAGAAUUGUCAAAGUUAGCAAAUUUAACUUAUCAGAUAUUGUGGCUGAUUAUGAAGAAAUUGUAUCUGCAAGUCAGUUGACAGAUGUAGUUUGUAAGCUUGUUGAACGACGAAGAAAGUUAAAGCCUCAGAGGAAAGAAAGGAAAAAAGUGGCAGCACAGACUAUCUGUGACGGGGAUAUUAAGAUUCUCAUCAGAAUCCUGAGGGCUUAUAAUAUCCCUUGUAGAAAAACAACAGUUAAUAGAGCCCUGGAUGUGCCUACUUAUCUGACAUCAUCUACAUCUCGCCUGAGACGUAAAGAAACAAUCAAAUCAGUAGCCUCAGAUGAGAUCUUAAAUGAGGACACUGUCCACCCUUUUGUGGAAGUUUCCUUUCAGAACACUGCAUACCAAACCAGUACUGCCAAUGGAUCUCAUCCAUGCUGGAACGAGGAAAUUAAAGUGGAUUUUAUUUCACCAGCACAUGAUUAUAGCUUCUCAAGUUUAUCUAAAAUAAAAGAUAAUAUAUAUAUCAACAUUUUUGAUGAAAUGAUUAUUGAAAAACAUGAGGAUCACUGUUUCAGGAACUACAGUGGUCAUUCAUAUAUAAGAAAUAAUUGGCUUGGAUCUAUUGUAUUCCCUUUCUCUGCUCUUCUGCAACAAUCUGAGAUUAAUGGAACAUUCCAAGUAAAUAUCCCACCCAUCUUGCUUGGGUAUACUUGGAGUAAGACUUACAUGUCUCCUAAAGAAGAUUAUAAUGGGCAGAAUUUAAAAGAAUGCACCUUUUUAAAUAUUUUUGCUACCAUUGAACCUCAGAUAUCAUAUGUCACCUGUAAUCCAGAACUAGACAAGUUUUCAGAUCAAAUAGAUGUUUUGUACAGAGCACAGAUUUUUAAAAAAAGUUGUAAAGCAAUAUUUCCCAACCGAAGAAUCAUAACUACUGUAUUUAAUGAUGAUGGGAAACAAAUCUUAGUAACAAGAUAUAUCAAGGCAUUAAACCCACCUCAACAGCUCCUGGACAUGUUUCUUCAUGAUUCCAAUGCAACUCUUGACCUCAUUGCCCACUUUGUAUCUUUGAUUCCUGUUAUGCCUGAUACCCUGGAUGAAAAUGAUGGCUUUGAUAUAUGGAUGACAUCAGAGCGCUGCAUCAAUUUGGCUAUUGGAAACAAGGAGGAGCAUGCCAUACUUCUCUGUAAUUUCUUUUUGUAUUUCGGGAAGAAAGCUUUGGUCCUCCUGGGAACCUCAAUGUUAGAAGGGCACAUGGCUUAUGUAUUAACUCAUGAAACUGAUGAAUAUUUGCUUUGGAAUCCAUUAACUGGACAAUGUCAUAAGCAGUUUGACCCAUUUUGUCCUUUACAAAGUGUAGACUGUUUGUUCGAUGAUGGAAAUGUCUGGUUUAAUAUUCAACAAAAUAAUACACCAAUGGCUGUAUAUUUUGAUUAUUCAAAGGAAAGUUUCUGGAAACAGUUGCUUCCAAAAAAUGUUCAAGGGACGCAAGCACAAAGCAUACAGCCUGAAGAAAUAAUUUAUUCUGAUACUAAUAAGAGCGUGGUAGAUGAUCUAAAGAACAGGAUCGAAAGAACUCUGAAAUGUAAAAUUAUGGAAUGGCGACCUAAGCAGCCAACACGUUGGAAUCGACAAUGUACUUCUGUUUUACGACAAAUUCUUCCUAGGCUAGAACUUGGCACUGGAAGCUUUGUUUCCUCUGAAGAAGAGAGUGAAUUUGACAGACUACUACAAUUCUAUUGGAUUGCAGGAUUUCCUAUCCAGAUGCCAUACACUGAUAUACAGUCAAUUGUUGAUGCCGUGUAUCAAACUGGAAUUCACUCCUCUGAAUUUCCCCAUACAGAAUUUGCUCUUGCCGUGUACAUUCAUCCAUACCCAAACAACAUAUUAUCUGUGUGGGUCUACCUGGCUUCCUUAACUCGACAACAGUGAAAAGGAAGAAGGGAAAAGGAAAAGUUGUACCGUGGGCCCCCAGACCAGAAGCAACCUGAACUUUUCCAAUACUUUGGUAUUUUGCUACUUAUCCUCAAGUUCAGCCAAGUGUGAACCCACUUUUUGGUUCACUUAUAGAAUUGGGCACCAUGAAAACUCACUCCCUGAGUCCUUGAAGAUGAGUCUAGAUGACCUCCUCACCAGAUACCUCUUCAAGGAGCACUCUUUGGGAAGUCUGGUGGCCUUGGGUUUUACUCUGGGAAAGAAGCAAUUCUGGCCUUUCCCUCUAAAGCCAGUGUUAAGUGUUACUCAGAUUGUGGGCCUCAUACCACCUUCAUCAAAAUCACCUGGAAAGCCCCAUUGAAAAUGCAGAUUCCCACACCCCACUCAAGGCCUACUGAAUCAGAAUCUCUGGGAGUGGAGCUCUAGAACCUACAGUAUUUUAAACAAGCUCCCCAGGUAAUUCUGAUGACCUGUUAAGAACAAGAACCCUGCCUUACAGUGUUAUAAUUACUAAAGUAAAGCUGGUAUGUUUGAUACUGGUCUGAUGCAAUCCCAGAUAGAAGUGAUUCAAACAGAAACCAUCAGAUCAUUGCCUGUCAUAAAGUAAAAGAUGAAUUCGCCGAUGAAGAAUAAUAGGAAAACCUGCUAUGUUGGGUUGAGGACUCAGGUCAGCUUCUGGGAGCUUCUCAAAAGCUUUAACUUGGGAUGCUACUAAUGGGAGGUUCUUUCAGCUCCAAGUAUUUGUAAGGGACCCAGGAAACUAAUGAGCUUUCCUGAUGCUGUGAAAAAGGGAGAAUAUGGUUGUACCAAAUCUUAAGACUCCUUUCUUUUCUUUUUUUUUUAAGUUCUUUUUGUUUAAUUGUUGUUCAAGUACAGUUGUGUCCAUUUUCAUCCCACCAUGCCCCACCCAUCCCCGCCCCCUACUCUCAAACCUACCCGCUUUGGCUUUGUCCAUACCUUCUUAGGACUCCUUUUUUUCUUAGCAAACUCCCCAUUCUGCUUCUGGCACUUUCCUGCUGCUUUCCUCUUCCAGUGGUGGCUGAAAGGAAGCCCAUUUAGAUAAUAGAAGCCCCUCAAGAAAGAGUGGACAAAGAUCUAAGUAGGAAACUUUGUAUUUUCUUGUAGUUUUUUAUUGUUCUAAGAAAAGUAUUUAUACAGUUUACUUAAAUGUUAUAUAACAACUUACUUGUUCAAAAAAAAUCAAAGGAUACAGAUUUCCAAAGUUUGAUGAGAGUAGUUUCAUAUGAGGUAAGGGUAAGAGGAAGAAAAUUCACCUCUCGCAUUGCAGGAGCAUGGGGGCCUUUUGGGUCACUCCCACAAACAGAGAGCAGGGACUGCAAAUGCAGCCUCAGGUACCCCUCACUCUGCAUCCACUCCACAAUACAGCUGCAUAGGCUGGUACCAGAGAAGACCUUAUUUAUUUGUAGUGUUGUCAGACUUAGACCAAACUUGAGAUUACUAGAAAAGUAAAAAAAAAAAAAAAAAAAAAGUAGGGAUGUGCAUGAAAGAAUGUUUUUUUCUCCCAUGUUAAAACCUAAUUGUGCAUAAGAAAACUGAUCAAAAUUUUAGUUUUUAUUUAAAUGCUUGUAUUUAAAGGGGAUAUGAAGUUUUGUUAUUAACCAAUUUCUCAUGUUGAUUGGGGUAACGCCAACUGUUAUCUGUGGAAAGACAAGGUUGCGAAGAAAUGCUGCAUUCAUGCAGUUCAUUUCUGUGGCACUUAGUAUGUCUAUAUAGCUAUUCUGUUAGUUGUUUAUGGCUUUAGAAUUGAUAGGCCACUUAAGAAUAAGGCAGAAAGUGUUCAUAGACGAGCAUGCAGGACUUUUCUGUGUUAAAUGCAUUUCUUUACAUGUGUGCUGUAUGUGUUUCUCA
Messenger RNA from Phyllostomus discolor (pale spear-nosed bat), 6277 nucleotides. It is a transcript of the gene CC2D2B, whose product is annotated as coiled-coil and C2 domain containing 2B. The record is from RefSeq and is a predicted model, not a curated record. Bases 104 to 4405 code for a protein of 1433 amino acids. Gene Ontology annotation, cellular component: ciliary transition zone. Lineage: Eukaryota; Metazoa; Chordata; Mammalia; Chiroptera; Phyllostomidae. The transcript is spliced from 33 exons. Gene Ontology annotation, biological process: non-motile cilium assembly; protein localization to ciliary transition zone.